AUUUGGUGGAAGGGACCACUGUGCUCCAAUCGUGUUGGUGUUUGUUCCUGCACGUUGUUUCACAGACUGUCAAGAUGUCUGACAAGGUGGUGCUUGAAUUGUUGUCGUUGGAGAAAUCUCUGGGAUUGAAAAAGACAAACAAAUACAGCACUCAAGGAGACAAGCAGGUUCCAGUUCUUCAGACAAAUAAUGGACCGAAUUUAAUAGGACUGACAACCAUUGCUGCUCAUCUAGUGCAAGAAGCUCAACAGAAGCAGCUGCUGGGAAACACAGCAGAAGAGAAGGCAAUUGUGCAGCAAUGGUUAGAAUACAGAGUAACCCAGAUAGAUGGCCACCGUGGUAAAGAUGAGACCAGAACUGUUCUCAAGGAUCUUAACCAGUAUCUUGAAGAUAAAGUUUACCUGGCGGGAGAUGACUUCACUUUAGCAGACAUUUUAGUGUACUAUGGCCUUCAUCCUAUUAUGACUGAGCUUGCUGUCCAGGAGAAGGAGAAGUAUGUGAAUGUGUCCCGAUGGUUUAACCACAUUCAGCAUUACCCAGGCAUCCGCCAGCAUUUGCCUCCUGUAGUGGUGCUGAAGAACCGGCUCUAUACCAGUGUUCACUAGGAGAAACCUGUCUUAUGCAUGAAUUUAAAUAAGAACUACUCGUUGGGUUAAGAAUAGGGAAUAUCACAAUAUGCUGUCUGACUGUACAACAAACUCAUAUGUCUGUCUGUUAAAGUUGCUGGCCAAACAGUUGUCACACCAACCAGAAUUGUACAAUGUUAAGGCAAUCGAGGUAGAACUGAACUGAAAAUAGGUCCUUAGCUUGACAAAACCGAGUGGGGUAUAUUUGUAUGAUCGAAACAUCACAGACUCCUUUUAUUGGAUUUUGUGAAGGUAAUAAAGUGGUCUGUAAACCACACCUGAGAAUAAACACCAAUGGGACUAGUGAAAAAUGCAGUUAAAAACAUUGUAGACAAUAUUUUUAGUCCUUAGGAGAAGGUAUGGCCCACAGAAAAAACAAAAAACAAAAUUAUCUUUAGGUAAUUGGUUCAAAUACUUGUAUUUUGUCUAUUUGCUUCAACAUAUGCAUCCAUAUUUGUCUGUCCAUUAUUGUAAGAGAAAAUACAUCUUAGGCAUGUCUGGGGUCUUUUUGUUGUAACCAUUUUAUUAAAAUCAUUCAAUGUAACAUGAGCCUUUCAUCAUCAAAUAUUUGCUGCUUUUUAUCACAUUGUUUUUUGUUAUAAAUCAAUCAAAUUGUGCCAAUAAAAGAAGUUAAGAAAAUGUUUAAUGUGUGAAACCUAAGUGUUAUGCUGUUGUAUUUAAUAAAUAAAUUAUAAUCUUGCAA
Molecule: messenger RNA, 1329 nt
Organism: Acipenser ruthenus (sterlet)
Lineage: Eukaryota; Metazoa; Chordata; Actinopteri; Acipenseriformes; Acipenseridae
Product: eukaryotic translation elongation factor 1 epsilon-1-like
Exons: 4
Coding region: 75-605 (176 amino acids)
Biological process (GO): positive regulation of DNA damage response, signal transduction by p53 class mediator
Cellular component (GO): nucleus; cytoplasm; aminoacyl-tRNA synthetase multienzyme complex
Source: RefSeq, a predicted model, not a curated record